GUUAACUGUAACUAAUAAAUAUUACUAAUUGUCGCCUGUAUCGGAUUCUUCUAAAUUCCUGCAAGCAUAGCCAACCUCAGACGGAGGAGGAGUCGCCUCGCCGCCAUUAAAUAAAAUCUUCUCAGUCAAAUAAGGCGGCAAAUCUAUCAAUGGUUUCCCUCUUUCUCUCUCCUCUCUAACUUUCUCUCUCUAAAAAACUCCAAUGUCUUCUCCCUUCUCCAUUCCCGCCUACUCUAUCCUCACUUGCUGGUUGUAGUUGGAAAGGGAAGGGAAUGGUAAUGGAGGAGGAGGAGACAAGCCAGUGGAAGCAAGCCAUGAUUAAUUCAACAUCUGGGGCUAUUUCUGGUGCUAUAUCACGGACAGUCACAUCACCUCUUGAUGUUAUUAAGAUUAGGUUCCAGGUUCAACUAGAGCCCACUUCCUCAUGGAAUUCACUAAGCAGGGAUUUGUCUAAACCCUCAAAAUAUACUGGCAUGUUCCAAGCAACAAAAGAUAUUUUUAGAGAAGAAGGCAUACGGGGUUUUUGGCGGGGUAAUGUGCCAGCUUUGCUCAUGGUUAUGCCAUAUACAGCUAUACAAUUUACUGUUUUACACAAGUUUAAGACUAUUGCCUCUGGUUCAUCCAAGACAGAGAAUCACAUUAAUCUGAGCCCUUAUCUAUCCUAUAUAAGCGGGGCGGUAGCUGGGUGUGCAGCUACCGUAGGGUCGUAUCCCUUUGAUCUUCUCCGAACUAUAUUAGCUUCUCAGGGUGAACCAAAGGUUUAUCCAAACAUGAGGUCAGCAUUCAUUGAUAUUCUCCGGAAUCGUGGGUUUCAAGGCUUGUAUUCUGGACUUUCACCGACACUAGUUGAGAUUGUACCUUAUGCAGGCCUACAAUUUGGCACUUAUGAUACAUUUAAACGUUGGGCCAUGGCGUGGAACCAUGUUCAAUCUUCAACAAAUACUGCUGCAGAAGAGAGCCUCUCUAGCUUUCAGCUUUUCCUAUGUGGGCUGGCAGCAGGAACAUGUGCCAAGCUUGUCUGUCAUCCACUUGAUGUGGUCAAGAAAAGAUUUCAGAUUGAAGGUCUGCAAAGGCAUCCAAGAUAUGGAGCUCGGGUUGAACAUCGUGCAUAUAGAAAUAUGUUUGACGGCUUGAGACGGAUAUUACAGAUGGAGGGAUGGGCUGGUCUGUAUAAGGGGAUAGUUCCAUCUACUGUUAAAGCUGCACCAGCUGGUGCUGUAACUUUUGUUGCAUAUGAAUUGACAUCAGAUUGGCUGGAGUCUAUAUUAACUUGAUUAUUUUAUUCUCCUAGAGAAGGGAGAGGUUUUUAUGAUUUUUUUUCUUUAUACUAUCUCACUUAAUUACCUCCAGUAGGAAUGAAUCACGAGGUAGAAGAUGGUUUUUCAAAUAUACUGCAUUAUCUGAUAGGAUUCAAUUUUUUUUUUUUUAAUGUGGAAAACAUCUUAAUAUUAAAAUAGAAGCUAAGAUGUAAUACAGUGACAACUAUUUUCUUUUAAAUAAAUGGUGUGCUUCAACUGUUGAGACAA
Messenger RNA from Cicer arietinum (chickpea), 1526 nucleotides. RefSeq names its product mitochondrial thiamine diphosphate carrier 2-like. Lineage: Eukaryota; Viridiplantae; Streptophyta; Magnoliopsida; Fabales; Fabaceae. Gene Ontology annotation, biological process: transmembrane transport. The record is from RefSeq and is a predicted model, not a curated record.